AUGUCGUUUCGACCGCCGGCGAGUCCGGUACCUGUUGGCUUCUACUCACGAUCAACACCAAAUCUUCCAACUUUGGGGUCACUGACCACAAACGACCGAGAAAAUGAAUGCGACGCGACACCAUCAACCUUGACCUCACCCUCAGAGGCAGCAUCGAUCGAGGACUUUUCUCUGGAUGCUCCUGCCUCUAUCGACUCGGGCAGCGAAGACGAAGAUGGCGAUUCAAUGCCUUCGCCACGACAACCCAUGUACCAACACAAACAGUCGCAAUCGCAUACAUAUCUGGGUCCUGCAACCUUUGCGCCGCCAUUCUACAAUCGUCCUCCUACACCUUUACCACCCAGUCCGUCGUUGACGAGUUUACUGCGACCGACAUUCAGUACACAUGCUUCGAGACACACCACACCCGACCCCAGCAGCGACGAAGGAACCUCCCAAACCCCCAAUUCUGCGGCUGCAACAACGCUUACCACCUCUUUCCGCACUGCAAAACCCAUCCCGCGUGCUUCGCCCAAGGUGCCUACCUACGAGUACUAUGGCUUUACAUUGUACCUAACUUCCNNCUCGCUCGGGUUUGCAAUCUACCUGCUUUGGAGCUAUUUGCCUUCGCCAUUCUUGCAUCAAUUAGGGAUAUACUAUUACCCCAAUCGCUGGUGGAGUCUGGCGAUUCCGGCUUGGUUGGUAAUGCUGGUUGUGUGGAUAUACGUCGCGUUGGCAUCCUACAACACAGGCUACUUGACUUUGAAGAUGCAUGCAGUAGAGUGUUUGGUGGACGAUGCUGCAAACAUAGCCGUGGUAGACGGCAAAGGAAACAUUAUCCGAAAAGACGACGAGGGCAGGUGGAAGUCCCAUCGCAGAGACAACAGUGCAGGAAGAAACAUGCCUCCAAAGGAUUUACAAUGGGAUACAUUAUGGAAUGAAGGCACGGAUGCCGUUAUGGAUGUGCCUAUUGGAGGUGUUUGUGAGAUUCUCUAUAGCAGACCUGAUGACGAUGAUGACGAUACGAUGUUAUGA
Aureobasidium musti is the source of this 1014-nucleotide messenger RNA. The record is from the annotation of a GenBank genome assembly. Lineage: Eukaryota; Fungi; Ascomycota; Dothideomycetes; Dothideales; Saccotheciaceae.